Messenger RNA from Arachis ipaensis, 1982 nucleotides. The record is from RefSeq and is a predicted model, not a curated record. Lineage: Eukaryota; Viridiplantae; Streptophyta; Magnoliopsida; Fabales; Fabaceae.
CUUAGGAUUCCGUUAUUCACUUUAUGCCUACAGGACGCUGUGGAGUAUGCUGAAUGUGAAGCUAUUGUGAAGGACUUCCCUCCAUUUCGAGAAGCAAUGAAGAGAAGAGGGAUUGAAGACAUGGAUCUUGUCAUGGUGGAUGCCUGGUGUGUUGGAUAUCAUAGUGAAUUUGAUGCUCCUAGCCGCAGGCUUGCCAAACCAUUAAUCUUUUGUAGAACCGAGAGUGACUGCCCCAUGGAAAAUGGCUAUGCCCGCCCAGUUGAAGGAAUUUACAUUCUUGUUGACAUGCAAAAUAUGGUAGUUCUUGAGUUCGAAGACUGCAAACUAGUGCCCCUUCCACCUGCUGACCCCUUAAGAAAUUAUACUUCUGGUGAAACCCGGGGUGGAGUUGAUAGAAGUGAUGUUAAGCCAUUACAGAUUCUUCAGCCUGAAGGUCCAAGUUUUCGUGUCAAUGGCUACUUUAUUCAAUGGCAGAAGUGGAACUUUCGGAUUGGUUUCACUCCUAGGGAGGGUUUGGUCAUUUAUUCAGUAGCCUAUAUUGAUGGAAGUCGAGGGCGAAGGCCAGUAGCACACCGGUUGAGUUUUGUUGAGAUGGUGGUUCCUUAUGGAGAUCCAAAUGAUCCUCACUAUAGGAAGAAUGCUUUUGAUGCAGGAGAAGAUGGCCUGGGUAAAAAUGCCCAUUCUCUCAAGAAGGGUUGUGAUUGUUUGGGAUAUAUCAAGUACUUUGAUGCACACUUCACAAACUUUAAUGGAGGUGUUGAAACAAUAGAGAAUUGUGUUUGCUUGCAUGAAGAGGAUCAUGGUAUUUUGUGGAAGCAUCAAGACUGGAGAACAGGUUUGGCUGAAGUACGAAGAUCUAGAAGGCUGACAGUGUCUUUUAUAUGCACUGUGGCUAACUAUGAGUAUGGCUUUUUCUGGCACUUUUAUCAGGAUGGAAAGAUAGAAGCUGAGGUCAAACUCACAGGAAUUCUCAGCUUAGGAGCACUGCAACCAGGUGAAACUCGAAAAUAUGGCACGACCAUUGCCCCUGGAUUGUAUGCGCCUGUCCAUCAGCACUUUUUUGUUGCUCGUAUGGACAUGGCAGUUGAUUGCAAGCCUGGUGAAGCUUUCAAUCAGGUUGUUGAGGUUGAUGUCAAAGUUGAAGAGCCAGGAAAGGAUAAUGUUCACAACAACGCGUUUUAUGCCGAGGAAAGAGUGCUUAAAUCUGAAUUGGAAGCAAUGCGUGAUUGUAAUCCUUUAUCUGCUCGUCAUUGGGUUGUUAGGAACACUAGGACAGUGAACCGCACUGGACAGCUAACAGGUUAUAAAUUAGUACCUGGUUCAAAUUGUUUACCCUUGGCUCGUCCAGAGGCCAAGUUUCUGAGAAGAGCGGCUUUCUUGAAGCACAAUCUUUGGGUCACUCCUUAUGCACAUAAUGAAAUGCAUCCCGGAGGAGAGUUCCCUAAUCAAAAUCCACGUGUCGAAGAGGGUUUGGUUACUUGGGUUCAGCAAAAUAGGUCAUUGGAGGAAGCUGAUAUAGUUCUUUGGUACGUAUUUGGAGUGACUCACAUUCCUCGUCUAGAAGACUGGCCUGUUAUGCCAGUAGAACGCGUUGGUUUUAUGCUUAUGGUAUACGCCUUUCUACAUUACCUUAUUUUCCUUGCCAUUGUUUCUUGUUGGCAUUUAAUUUAAGAUUCAUACUGGAUUACUUGGCACUCAAAAAGUCAAAACAUAGAUUAUCUGCUCCUACAACAUCUAAACUUGAAUGUUAUAUGGUAAUUACCAUGCUAUGGAACAAAGUUAUUCUGGAACAUUAGACUGCGUUUGUUUAUAGGCGUGAAACACUAAGACAGGAACACAGAGAUACAAAAUCAUAUUUAGCAAUAUGAAUAUGAAUGCAGACAUUGUAUCCACAAACACUGAAUUAGUAUAUUUGUGUCCUUGUUGAUAGGAAAGACACAGAAAUACUAACAAGAGACUGUUUAUUUUUUUAUUUUUCUUUU